CAGUUCCUAAAGCCUUGCACAUGUCGAUUGCUUUGGGUUCCACAAAUUCUCAUCCGGCUUCUCCCGCCACAAGGAAAUCUUUCAUCAUGGAGAGAAUGGGGGAUAAGGACAUUGUCAAGCGAGCAUUCAAGAUGUUCCAGAACAAUAAUGCGGGCCAGAAGUUGUCUGGCGAAGAAUCAGAGAAGGUGCUUUCCAGGGAGGGAGAACCAAAGGCUUCCAUUCCCCUAAUUAGACAGAAGGAAAAUGGGGGGCCACUUAAAGCAGGGAGUGGGGCACAAAAAGCUUCUCAGCCUGCGUCUUCUUCCUAUGGCUCCAGAAGUGAUGAGAGGGCGGGAAAGGUUGCAGAGGUUCCACUGUUAAUGAAGAAGUUGAAGGAAAGAUCCACGGCUGUAGAUAAAGGAAAGCUGCAAUCUCAAGCAAAAUUAAAGGAAGAAAAAAGGCAGGGCACAAAAACUCAAGACCCAGUCUCACCCAGAGAGGCACACCCACAUCAGGUCAGCCAGGGCAUAGUAAAUUGACAAACGGCCUGAAAAAGGUGGUUAACAAGGCUGAAGCUCGAUGAUUAUUCAAAAAGGAUGCUUGAGGAAGGGUGCUGAAGAGAUGGGUCUGGUUUGGAGUACUUCAGAGGCAUUCUGAGAGAAUUAUCCACAUACCCAAUGGUGUGUAAAGUUAGCGGAUCGCCUCGAGUCAUUUAUGAGACAGGAGGAGCUUUGAAUUAAUGACUAGAGAGACGCCCAUAUCUUGGUUAUGUUGUGGGAAGAUAUAAGUAGUGUUGAAUUAAUGGUAAGGUAGGCAUUUUUUCUCUAUCUUUACACAUAUACAGGGUGAUUGUCUCAGAAACUUUUAUAUAUUGAAUUCGUCUGAGAAUCUGUGAAAGGUGUAAGAGUCCUCUGUAGGCCCCGUGGCUUCUUUUACAUAGGACUAGUUUGCAGUUUCUAUA
This is a messenger RNA of Eucalyptus grandis, 940 nucleotides long. RefSeq lists its product as uncharacterized. Lineage: Eukaryota; Viridiplantae; Streptophyta; Magnoliopsida; Myrtales; Myrtaceae. The record is from RefSeq and is a predicted model, not a curated record. Bases 21 to 518 code for a protein of 165 amino acids. The transcript has 6 exons.